AUGGCAUGGCAUUGUAUACCCCUUUCCUCUUUUAUAAUUUUAUCGCUCCUAGUUCUCACCACUACCGCUCAGAACUCGGCCCAGGACUAUGUGAACGCCCACAACACCCCUCGUGGACAGGUGGGUGUGGGCCCACUGACGUGGGACCCGACUCUGGCUAGCUACGCUCAGAGCUACGCCAAUAAGAGAAUUGCCGAUUGUGCCCUGGUACAUUCCAAUGGGCCCUAUGGCGAGAACCUGGCCAAGGGCAGCAGUAGCACUUUCUCGGGUUUGUCUGCAGUGAAUAUGUGGGUUGCCGAAAAACAGUGUUACGAUUACAACUCGAACUCGUGUAUGGGCGGACAACAGUGCCUCCACUACACUCAGGUCGUGUGGCGUGAGUCAACUCGCGUGGGGUGUGCUCGGGUGAAGUGCAACAACGGGUGGUACUAUGUCGUCUGCAGUUACGACCCCCCGGGCAAUUGGGAGGGGGAAUGGCCUUAUUAA
This is a messenger RNA of Striga hermonthica, 486 nucleotides long. The record is from the annotation of a GenBank genome assembly. Lineage: Eukaryota; Viridiplantae; Streptophyta; Magnoliopsida; Lamiales; Orobanchaceae.